GUUGAAUGUUGGGGCGCUGGAGCUAAAGAUUUACGGUACCUAGUGUUUGGAACUCAGACAUGAAGUUCUCCAAGGUCAAGGAUGAUAGCUGUGAUUUCUCUGAUGUAGUGAAUGGAUUAAGAAAUCUUUAUGAUAGAAGACUGAAGCCUUUGGAGGUGACAUAUUUGUUCCCACAGUUUCAUUCACCAACACUUGAUUCGGGGGAAUUUAGUUGUAAGCCAAUGAUUCUUCUUUUGGGUCAGUAUUCUACCGGAAAGACCACCUUUAUCAAAUACGUUCUGGGAUCCGCUUUUCCGGGCAUGCAUAUUGGCCCAGAGCCGACAACUGACCGAUUCAGUGUAGUGAUGGAAGGGGAUGAAGGUAUUAUUCCCGGGAAUGCACUUGUUGUUGAUGCCCAAAAACCUUUCCGCCCCCUUUCGAAAUUCGGAAAUAACUUCCUUAACCGAUUCCAGUGCUGCCAACUCCGAAAUCCUGUUCUCAACAGUUUAGUCAUCAUUGAUACCCCGGGAAUAUUAAGCGGUGAAAAACAAAGGUUGGACCGUGGUUACGACUUCGCUUCCGUUGUUCAGUGGUUUGCAGAACAUGUUGACAGGAUAAUCCUGCUCUUUGAUGCCCAUAAACUGGACAUAUCAGACGAGUUUAAGCGAGUGAUAGAAUCUCUCAGAGGUUUUGACGACAAAAUCCGUAUUGUUCUAAAUAAAGCUGAUAUGGUUGAUUCUCAGCAGUUAAUGCGCAUCUAUGGAGCAUUAAUGUGGGGUCUCGGUAAAGUGUUAGGGACUCCGGAGGUUGCUAGGGUAUACAUCGGAUCAUUUUGGGACCGACCACUGCAAUACGAUACGAACCGUCGCCUAUUCGAGUUAGAGUCACAGGACCUAUUUAAAGACCUUCGAAGUUUGCCUUCUAACGCAGCCAUGCGAAAACUAAAUGAUAUGAUACGACGAGCAAGGCUAGCGAAAGUACAUGCUUAUAUUAUUGGUUAUCUUAAGAAAGAGAUGCCUUCAAUCGUUGGGAAAACCAAAAAGAAACAAGAACUUAUCAGCAAUUUAGGGCGGAUUUAUGAAACUAUCUCACGUUUACACAAUAUAUCUCCUGGUGACUUCCCCAAACUCGAUCAUAUGAAAAAUGUUUUGAAUGAUCAAGAUUUUUCAGCCUUUCCAGCUCUUAAAGAAAAGCUUAUUGAACAAGUUGACGUUAUGUUAAGCCAGGAGAUACCCAAAUUAAUGCAGUUGAUACCAAUUGAACAAUCAGCGUCUGUUGAACAAGGUAAGAAUUUCAUCAAAGGAGGAGCUUUUGAUGGUAGUGUAGAAGAUAGUCCAUUCACAGCAGAGGCUGAUCUGGAUAUUAAUCGUGGACGAUAUGAUAAUAAGUGGGUCGGAGAAGAAGAUCGAGAGAAGUAUGAAAAAGAGUUUACCAGUCUCAAUCCAGUUAAUGGCCGCCUUCCUGGGGGCGGAGCAUUAAAAGAUAACUUGAUUCAAUCUGGUUUAUCUAAUUUCACAUUAAGUCGUAUAUGGAAACUUUCAGACAUUGAUAAAGAUGGCUAUUUUGAUAUCGAUGAGUUCAUUCUUGCCAAGUAUUUGAUCAAAUUGGUGAAGAACGGUACUGAAAUCCCAGGAACUUUACCAGAUCACUUAAUUCCACCUAGUAAACUCAAUCUUAAUUCAUCAGCAACAAAUCAUGUAGUCGAAUGUAGCGAACCAAAAUAUUAAAUUUCACUGAUCUCGUUUGGCGAUGAAGCUACCAACUGAUUUACACCAAGAUUGUCAUUUUUGAGCAUUGGGAAUGUACAUGUCACUUCAAAUUCCUAUUGUUUAGAACAAAUUUAUUUUUAUUCUCCUAGACCUACCUAACUUACUAAUAUGCUAAAAUUUUGAGAAACAUUGUACCUGUGAUACUUCUAAAGUCUGUUUCUUAUUACCCGUUCCUGUGUAUGUGUUUGUAUUUAAUGACUUACUUUUGAAUACAUACAGGAAAUGAAACAUUCCCUAUUCAAAAGCUUCAGGUUCUCAUUGCUGGCUUUUUUUUCUAUAUUUUAGAAAAUUAAACAUCUGCUUGAUUGUGCCUAUUAUUCUUUAAUUGUUUGUAUCUUAUCGUUAUUACACUUAUUUUUGUAAACUAUAUCGUGUAUAUUAUUAUUGAAUUUACUAUUCUUUAGUUAUUUACCCCUUGAUGUUUAGUUACGUUUUUUGUUUGUCAUCAUUUCUGAUCAGUAGACAGAAUGAAUAUUUUUAUUUUUUUUGAGGGGAAGGAAUAAAUUGAUUUCGUUGUUAUUCUUCAUCAAUUCAUCAUUACUACGCUAAUAGUUGGAAUUGAUUCGUUCGGAUGAUAACUGUUAUUGCAUCUAUCCACCAUAGAUGUAUUCUGUACUCUUAGUGUUCGAUUAAACGACAUACGUUGAAUGGAAAAUUCUCACUGUCAG
Messenger RNA from Schistosoma turkestanicum, 2416 nucleotides. The record is from the annotation of a GenBank genome assembly. NCBI's taxonomy places the organism in Eukaryota, Metazoa, Platyhelminthes, Trematoda, Strigeidida, Schistosomatidae.